CCUAAAACAGCUGAUGCUGUUGUUUUGAUAAAAAACAUUUAAACUAAAUUUAUAAAAUAAUUAUUAUUUAGCUAACUAAUUUACUCUAACUAAAGUUAAAAUAAUGUUAUUAACACGUUUAAUAACAAAACUCAAAACCAACUAUAAUACUAAGCUACAAAGCCAGCUACGUUAUGCCAGUUAUAUACAAGGUCAGGAACCGGAACCAAAAAUACGAGAAUAUUUCUACUAUAUCGAUCAUGAAGGAAUGUUAUUCUUAGAUGAUGCCAGAAUGAAAAAUUUCACUUCUUGUUUUAAAGAGAAAAAGUUUUUAAAAUUUUUCUUUGAUCGUGUUAAGCUAAACGAAACGCAACGUUAUAGAGAAGAUUUUCCCUAUUUAUCGCCUUGUGGUAGAGAACGUAAUUUUAUAAGAUGUGAUGAUACUCCUAUAGUGUUUACACAUGUUAUUGAAAAUUCUGAAGGACCAGAUAAACUGCAUUACAAUCAUGCUGGCGAAAUUUUACAAGUUGACUUUCAACCAACAAAAAUCUAUAUGAAUCCAGAAACGGGACGUGUUUAUCAUCCGGCUUGGCCGAAAGUGGGUAAUAUUGGUUUAAUCAGAUCGAAAUUAUCCAUAGAAUUGAGUAAAUAUUUUGAAUUUGAAGAAGGUGAACAUAAUGCACCUUCACAUAUUUGGUGGAAAGGUAAAAAACUUUUAUUACAAAAUGAUUGGAUCGUCAAUACACAACGUUAUGGUAUAAACUCUAAUAAAGAAAUACAAUAAUGAA
Lucilia sericata (common green bottle fly) is the source of this 767-nucleotide messenger RNA. Its product is annotated as UPF0598 protein CG30010. The transcript has 2 exons. Lineage: Eukaryota; Metazoa; Arthropoda; Insecta; Diptera; Calliphoridae. The record is from RefSeq and is a predicted model, not a curated record. Bases 104 to 763 code for a protein of 219 amino acids.